AUGGAUGAAGCGAUUCGGCGAAAAUAUUGUGGCCUUCUAAUGUUUGAUACACCACCUUCCUUUCCCUACAAAUCUAAUGGUAAAGUGAAUUCUUCAACACUAACCAUCGACCAUACAACUUCGCUGGAAAAUAGCAGCAUAAGAACUCAAGACAAUUUCGUUUUUACUUCCUUCUUGGAACCAAUUCGAGUUAAACCUCAACAUCCUAUAAAAAAUAAACAACCUAUUACUUAUAACGUAAUAGAUUCAGAUUCGUCGUUAUUAAGCAACGAGGUCGAAAAGACGUCAAAUUUGGUGCAGCCAUCUUCUAAAGAUAGAAUUCCCCGUCCUCCAAAUGCCUUCAUCUUAUAUAGGCGUGCAAAACAACUCGAAGUAACUCGGGAACAUGGAAACAUUUCUAAUGGCAAAAUUUCAAAAAUACUUGGCAAUCUCUGGAGAAACGAAAGCGAAGAUGUAAAACAUUAUUGGCAAAAAAUUGCUGAUAAAAAAAAA
Messenger RNA from Racocetra fulgida, 492 nucleotides. The record is from the annotation of a GenBank genome assembly. NCBI's taxonomy places the organism in Eukaryota, Fungi, Glomeromycota, Glomeromycetes, Diversisporales, Gigasporaceae.